Arabidopsis arenosa is the source of this 846-nucleotide messenger RNA. NCBI's taxonomy places the organism in Eukaryota, Viridiplantae, Streptophyta, Magnoliopsida, Brassicales, Brassicaceae. The record is from the annotation of a GenBank genome assembly.
AAAAUCUUCUUCCUCCGAUCACCACCAUGUGUACGUUAGAGAAACGCGGCGAUCUCUUCCUCCUGACUCUAACCGGCGACGGCGAACACAGAUUCCACCCCGACACAAUCGCCACCAUCCUCUCCCUCCUCGAACAAGCCAAAUCUCAAUCCACCCGUGGAUCCAUCCUCAUCACAACCGCUAACGGCAAAUUCUUCUCCAACGGCUUCGAUCUCGCAUGGGCUCAAACCGCCGGAUCCAUAACCGGAGCUGCAAACCGGCUUCAUCAAAUGGUUGAAUCCUUCAAACCGGUGGUAGCAGCGCUUUUAGAUCUCCCUAUGCCGACGAUCGCCGCCUUGAACGGCCAUGCAGCCGCCGCGGGACUGAUGCUGGCUUUAAGCCAUGAUUACGUGUUCAUGAGGAAAGAUCGUGGGGUUCUGUACAUGAGCGAGGUUGACAUCGGGCUUUCGAUGCCGGAUUAUUUCUCGGCGUUGGUUAGGGCUAAGAUCGGGACGAGUGCGGCGAGGAGAGAGCUGUUGUUGAGUGGGAAGAAGAUUAGAGGAGAAGAAGCGGUGGGUUUGGGGAUUGUUGACUCGGCGGCGUAUGAUAGUGAGGAAGGUGUUGUUGAGGCUAGUGUGCGCCUUGGUGAGAAAUUGGCGGCGAAGAAAUGGAGUGGUGAGGUUUAUGCGUCGAUUAGGAAGAGUUUGUAUCCGGAGCUUUGUGGGAUUCUUGGUUUAGAGGCUAGAGUCUUUGCAACACCUAAGCUCUAAACUCUUUUUUUUUUUUUUAACAAAACGAUUUCGUUUUGGGAGAAACAAUGUCAAACUAGAAUUAUGAUCACAUAAACAAUAAAGUUUGCUUAGCCAU